AUUUUUAACUUUGUACACCCCAGUCCAACACCGGCAUCUCCAAAUCAUGACUAUUCAGGACUGAGAAGUCAUAUUAACUCUGUCUAGCCACACAAACUGCAAGAGUUUCUCUCACACUUCCGGACUUUAAAAAAAAACCUUCAUCUGAGAGUCUGCUUGGGUUUGGGAGCUGCAAGGAGAUUCUCCUGAUCACCCGCCACAGUUUGUUUGUCGAGCAUCCAGGACUGCAGGAGGCAGCACCGGACAUGCCGUUAGCAAAUCUGCCGAACAUUGACAGCUGGGAGGUACCUCCUGAGCUUUCAGGAACUUCUUGGCAAACGGUGAGCCUGUGACUGUACAGGACAGUUGUUAUUUUUUUCACGUUGCAUUUGCCGAGGAUAACCUUUGGCGUUCUCAGUGCGAUGUCUGAAGUGAUCAGAUAGCCCAUGGGAUGGUCGCUGAAGUAAAUGGAAUGUUGACCCAGAUUGAGAGACAAAUGGAUACUUUGUGAAUUGUAACAACUUUGUGACCAGCAGCGGGCCGAGAGCUAUCCAUCAGAUGGGAAAAAGAAAUCCAGCCGAGUUAGGCGUCUGCGGCGAGAUAAGUUCCUAUAAAGAAGUACCAGUCUACAUGAAGUGGGAAAUGUCAUAAGUCUUUAGCUCUUCUGGUAAACACAUAAUCUGGAUUACCAGUUCAGUGGCAAAGUAAUGGUUCUCGUUGCUGACCAUUGUGCGUAGAGAUCUAGUGAUCUCUCUGGUGUGAACGUCCCCUUUCUCAUCUGCAAUGUCAAGGUGAUCUCCAGGUGUAUUAAUGUCAACAAACAAGAUGGUGGAAAUAUUAUGAUUGACUUUCACAAAGUCACAGGAUUUCUUAGCAGCAGCAGCAGUCUAUUCAGUCCGUCAAGCCUGUUUCAUCGUUCUAUCAUAUAAUUGCUGACCUGAUUGUGGCCUUAAUCUGUUCCCUCCAUAUCCCUUGACUCUGUCUAACUUGGCCUUGAAUGUAUUAAUUGCUCCAGCCUGCAUUGCUCUUUGUGGAAGGGAAGUGUUGACAGGAGAAAUAAGCAAGAACAUUCUGUGACAUUCGUCCAGAUGGUGUCAUCUGGCAUGUGAGCGCUGUAUUUCGUGGGAAAGCAUCAUGGUUCCUCAUCUGCUAUCUAUUUGGGUAAUAACCUGGUGGUGACAGGAGCGUUAUGCAAAAGGGAAUUGGCCAACCUGUGUGGAGGCAGCUCUCCCAGUCCAAAGCAGCACCACUGGAACGAUACAAGCAUGGCUGUUGCAUCUACGAGGGAUACAUGUAUCUUUAUGGUGGUCGGAGGCAAACUGGGAUGAGAGAUUUUUGGAGGUACAACAUUGCUCAGAAUGACUGGGAGGAGUUGGACAGGGCAGCUGGAACUGCACCAGAAGAGUUGGAGGAGCCCUCGUUGGUAGCCCAUGAAGGAAUGAUCUAUGUGUUUGGUGGAAUGAUGGACUCUGCAUAUACCCAAGGGAGAACACCUCUCUGGAUCUACGAUAUUGAUGGUGAGAGAUGGACUUGGUGGCACCAGACAUUUUCAAGUGAAGUCAUGAAACAGGUGCCCAAAAAUAGGAAGGGCCACACUGCUGUGGUGUUUGAGGCUCAAAUGUAUGUAUAUGGUGGUUAUGUCGAUAUAAAGGGACCCUCACAGGAGUUCUGGAGCUUUAGCUUUGUUGCCAAAGAUUGGUGCCCAGUGUUUACUCCUUGUGGGGACGUAGGUCCGGGACCUCGGUACAGUCACUCUGCAGCUGUCUACAAGAGAGGAAUGUACUUGUUUGGUGGACUGGUUGGCCUUGUCGAACAGAAUGACUUUUGGAAGUGGGACUUCAGCAGUUGCAUAUGGUCCAGGAUCAGAGCACGGUCUGGGCCUCACCAGUUAGUGGGUCAUUCAGCUGUCGUAUACCAGGACAACAUGUUAAUCUUUGGUGGAGGAAGGAACCACAACAACUCUGACAACAGCCUGUGGAAAUUCCAGUUGAAAACACAGACCUGGGAGAGAUUAAACCCAGCAACCGACACAAGCCCGCCUUCAAAAAUCUAUCACUGUACAGUCGGAGUUGGUCCUAGCUUCCAGGAGAAACCUGUUGAUGAAAUCUCCUGCACAGCAUCGACCCCAAGCUUCAUCUGCCCGGAUAGUAGCAUCAGCCUGCACAAUGCACACAAUGGGGAGCGCCUGGCUGCCCUAAAAGGAGCCUGCUGCUUGAAUUUUUCCACACAGGCACCCGGUUACUGCAGCCCAUCGCCAGUCAAGGUCAGGGAAAAAAACAUUUAUUCGAACAUAGAGAUGAAAACAUUUAGUAUGCGGUCUUCUGAAAGCAGUGAAAACCUUCUGAGUCUGGCUGCACCCGAACCUACUGAUCCUGAGGGUGAGUGGCGUUCAAAUAAUGGGCUCUGCUUUCCAAUUCAGCCGAAGGAGCUGCCUCCUACAGAUGGCAGUACCCUGGAGUAUCGCGAAGACAGUGCUCUGCGAGAAUCCGGGACACCCUGUCUUGACCAAGGUGAUGUAACACUCCACACGAGCAAAAGCCUCCCAGAAGUCCUCUUGAUUGUAGGUGGAAAGCCAUUAUCUGAGAAUGGCUGCAUUUCAUUAUGGCAGAUGAAGCUUUGUGAAAUGUUUUUAAAGUGCUAGUUCUUUUAAAAAAAACCCUUGCUUGUGAAAUGUUUUUAAAGUGCUAGUUCUUUUAAAAAAAACCUUGCAAGUUACCUUAUUAUUGUUUUCAUCAAAGAAUUAAUUAACAUUUUUGUUUCAGGGCACACUUAGUCAUCAAGAGAUGCAACAUUGAGAGCUUUAUUUGUACGUUUUUGCCAUUGUGGUGAUUUGCUAAUUCAGAACAAACAUUUUCUAAAGAGUCGUUAUAUUUUUAUAGAUUUUAUAUAGAAUUUGACUCUUAUAAGCUAGAAUGUGCAAACAGACAAAUUUGCGCAUUUUUUUUAUCAAACUUUGUAUGUAUCAGAAUAAUUCCUGAUAUGAAUCUGACAAAUAUGCAGAAUGUGUUUGUAGAUUUUGACAUGCAAACAGAGUGGAAAGUGCAUCCAUUAAAUACUCACAAUGGUCUUCCAUUUAUACUGAGCACCGAUGGUUAGAAUUGGGAAUUCCUGCAGGUUUGCAUAAAAGACCUGACUGAUGUUGAAGCUGUGAUUAAGAUUAUUUUAGUGGAAUUGUGCAAGUGUGGUCAAUUUUAAAAAAAAAAGGUUUGCCAAGAAGUCUUGCUUGUGAAAUAUGGCAAGGCUCUUUGGCAUUCUAAGUAACACUGCAAAUAGCCAGAGUGGUUAUGGAGGGACAUCGUGGUUGGGAGCGGGCUUUUUUCUUCUUGGCAAUUGUUCCAUCUGCUAUUCUUAAUGCCAGGAUUUUUGCUGGGCUGGUGAAUAAUAGAUUUCACUUUCUGUUUCCUCCCUCUUCAUUUUCUGACUUCCAGUUAUAGAUGUCAACUGCUUUGCUUCGAGCCCAGCAUUCUUCCGAAGCAAUGUCUUGCAUUACCAUUUAUCUUGUUCAUCUGCACAGGAAGAUUCUGCACAUGGUACAGAUGCUUAAUUUCAGGUGCUUUGCUCCCCUUGGUAGUGAGAAGCCAUCAAAAGUUCCUAAUUUUGAUUUACUGUUCUGUCGUUGGAUGAUCUCAAGCAGGCAAAGCCAGAAUUUGUUGCUCAUUCCUAAUUGUCAUGGAGAACAUAGCAGAGAGCCGUUGUCUUAAACCAGCUGUAGACCACACCCACAGCGCAAUUAGGGAAAAGUCCUAUUACCAAGCCUUACUGUGCAACAUUCAUCUAACUCUUCAAUCUCCAAAGAAAAUACUCAUUAACCCAGUCUAAAUGCUGUGGUAACUGAGGCUGCUAAGCUAGAACGAGUGCACUGUCUAUCUAGCAAGAUGAAAUAAAACGAAACCUGAGUUAUAGUGAAAGCUACUUCAAAAGGUGCAACAGAGACCUGGUUAUCCCACUGCUUCCUCGGAGGAGCUUCAAUGAUGAGAGAAAAUAUAGAGCAAAAUUCAAAAUGUAAAAGCAGACUGCUGAAAUGCAGGCAGCGUUUGAAAGGAGAAAGGAGGUAAAUUUUUUUUUACACAAGAUCCUUUGCCUGAGUUCUGGCAAAUACUGGUAGUUGAAUGUUCAAAACCAGCUUGUAAACAUCAAGGUAGAGACUUUUAAUGGUCUUGGUGGCCGACAUGGACGCUUGAUUUGGGCUCAAGGACCACCUCGCAACAAGAUAAAGUAACAAACGACAUCACUAAAGAAUUCAUAUUAGCUAACAUUUGUUUAUUUUAAAAUGUUACAAACUAUAUAUGUGUAUAUAUAUUUAUUUAUUUCACUCCAUAAUUAUCCAAUAUAUAACCAUUUUAGGUGUAUAUUUUCAGAUUCUAAUGUUCAUUCAUAUUUAUACACUUAAAAUCAUUAACAUCAUCACGAUUAUUCUUUGGGCCUUGAAAUUUUUAUGCCAUAAUUGCUGAAAAGCUAGAGUCGGUUUUUACGUGCGGUCCAUGAAAAGUGAUGGGUUUCAAGCCUUAAGUCAAGAAGUUGAUGUUUACAUGAUUAUUUACAGUAAUAUGGAUCAUCAGAAGUUUGGUUGUUUUGUUGUUGCCCAUGAUAAUACUUGUAUCAUUAAAAGCAGAUAAUAAACGUGUAGCAAUGAGUUAAACAGUUGAUGCAUUUUAACUCGUACUGGAAAAAGUUAUAUACUGCAGACUGCUUUCUGUAAUAUUUUUAAAACCAUUGUGCCAGUGUACUGAGCAUGCGUAUUAGUUUUUGUUGUUGAAACCUUUAAAGGUGUCAUUGAAUGUGGUGUAGUUGGCUGUUUAGCUGCAGUGCUACAACUGAUUAGUGUCUUUGGGAACUGGGCCUCCCCACUGAUGUAGAGUCAAGAUGAAAUGGAGAUCACAAACAGGGAAAAUAGAGUCAGUAAAAGUAACGAGUUGCUUCACUGAGAACUAUCUUUUAAUCAACAGCUUUUAAGAUUGCAGUGGAUUGUUGUGUAUUGAAUGGGUUGAUUGGCACUGCUGGGUCUCUUAACAAGGAAUGGGGGAAAUCUGAGGAACUUCAAAUAAGUUACAAGAGAUUGUGGGGAGGUCAGAAUAGGGGAAUGUGUCUAUGAUACAGUGAUCAUAAAUGGACUCUGGAAAUUGUUCUAAAGGGGCUGGAGGUUUUUUCUUACUUCCAAUCGUUGUUUAUGUGGAGUGGAAUGGAGCACAAUACCAACCAUUGGAUUUUGAGUUGGUCAGUUGGGACAGUAAUAGACUUGUCACCCACUGCAUUAGAGUGGUUGGGCAUGUUUAUGGUGCGACUGGCAAAUUGUUCUCACACCGUUAGAAAUCCCUCCAUAAGGCAGAAGCUUAACCAAACAACCCUGAAGACAAACGGAGCUAAAAUUAUCAUCUUUAACUCAUUGUCUGGAUUUUUUUAAAUGCAUGGUUCAUUUUUAAAAGUAUUAUUUUGAAUGUGCUGUCCAUUAUAAUUAGAUGGUGAGUCACAUGUGCAUUGUUUAUAUGGUCACUUAUUCUUAAAAUCAGUGUUGUUUUCAGUCCCAUCAGAAUCCUGUGACCUAUGAGGGUGCUGCAUGUAUUCAGUACACACAAUAGAGGCAUCUAUUGAUCACCCCCCAGCCCCUGCACAAAUGGUUAGGGCACCGUUGUCGCUCCAAUAUCCAGCCAAACUGUAGCAGGUGCUUGAAUGGUGGUCCAGACCUGUCCAAGUGCCUCUCAGUGGGAUUUGGGUCUGCCAGUGCUUCAUGAUUCUGUAAUGGAUGUGGCAGGUGUGGAAAUGCCAGCUGGAAAGGUGCGAGAGGUGGACCAGAUCUCAGUCUUGUAGUUUAUUGUAAAUAUCCAAUUGUGUUACAUGCACCAUCACUUUCUGACCUGCCCCAGUAUGGGAGGGGCACAUCCUCUGCCUCCAGUCUUAUAGCACCAACCAUUUCGUCUCUUCUUAGCAACUGAACUUUUUAAUCUUUCAAGUGCCUUUGGCUAAAGCCAUUUAAAUUCAAACCAUUAUUGGCCUUUGCACCUUUUUUUUAAUAAAAAAUACUUUGGACAUCAAUCACUUAGUAAAUUGUUUCACAACAAAGGAGGGAAGAAAUUUGCUGUAGCCUAAAACAAUCAGUAAAUGUUGAGAGUCCUCAUCACACCCAGAAAGUUGGCAUAUAUUGAAAUCCUCUCUGUAUGUGUGGUUGGAAAGAGGUGUGAUGGAGAGUGUGCAAAGGUGUUGAUCGGAUCAUAAGAAUGUAGGAUGAUGAGUAGGCCAUUCAGCCCCUGAAGCCUGUUCUGCCAUUUACUGAGAUCAAGGCUGAUCUGUGACCUAUACCUGCCUUUGACCCAUAUUCCUUACUCCCUUAACAAAAAUAUGUCUAUGUCAGAUUUAAAUUUAACAAGUGAUCUAGCACCCACUGCCAUUUGUGGAGGAGAAUUCCAAACCUCUACCCCCUUUGUAUGUAGAAGGGCUUCUUAACAUCACUCCUGAAUGGUCUGACCUUAAUUCUCAGACUAUGCCCCCCUAGUUCUAGAAUUCCCAACCAAUGGAAAUUCUACCUUGUCUUUUCCUGUUAAUACCUUGAAGACUUUGAUCAGAUUCUCGAAAAAUCUGGCCUAAUUUGUAUAAUCUCUCCUCAAACUUAACCCCUGACAUCCAAGCAUUAUCCUUGUAAAUCUAUGUAUACUCCUUCCAAGAUCAAUAUAUCCUUCUUUAAGUGUGGUGUCCACAUCUGCUCAGAGUAACGACAAACAAUGUGAAAUGAGUAGUGUGGAGUUGGGAUAUGAGUGGAGUUAAUGACACAGAGUUUGUGUUUAACCAGAAUCGGUCACGUGUCAUCUGGGAUACUGCUGUUUAUUAAUGAUGUGCCUGAGGUAUUACCAGGAGUUAGUUAUGUGGAGUCAGAGCUGUUACCGAGAGUAGUGACAGGGUUUAACUGGUAUUAAUGAAAUAGCUUCUGGGUGUUGUUUAUGUGCAGUCACAUAUUACUGAGAAUAGUGACUGAAUGCCGAGGAUAUAAAUGAUAUGGAGUUUGGGUAUUAGAGGUUAGUUACGUGGUGUCAGGAAUAUUACUGACAGUGACAGGGAUUAGAGGAAAUAUGGUGGGUUAGAGACAUGUAGUCUUAAGUAUUACUAAUGAUUGUGGUUAUAAAAUACAAGCUAUCAGAAAUAGAAUUUAUAUUGCAAAAGUUUAUAUACAGAUUGCUUAUCUAAAAUUUACAUUGGAUUUAACAUUAGAAAUGUUAUCUAUGUAUUUGUCAAUCUCAAGUGCUUGUAAAAGUAGAGAUGGAUGGACUGAAGGUAGUCUCCAGUGUUCUGCCAAGAUAUUAGUUUGCAGGCCAGGUGAUGUGAAAGUGACAAAGUUAUUGCACUAUUAACUUUAAAGUCUCAGUGAAUUGAGGUUUCUUUUAUACUUUUUUAGACUCAUAAGUUCUGUUUGGAAUCAAUUUUCCUAUUUUUAAUCUUACAGUACAUACAGCAGGAUCUAAAUAGUUGGAAUGCAAUAACGGGCUAGUAUGCCAUAUUGCCAUUGUUGAGACUCCUCAGUCUCUUGCCACACUAACCAUAUCCAAUAGAACUCGGUAUGCUUUUAGUGCAUCAUUCAUUCCAGAGCCUGGGUGUGUUGGCUCUCUGAAAGAGAUAUCAAUUUCAUGUUUUACCUUAUCUUUUCCUUUGAUUAAAUAUAAGUAUAUAUCCGAUUCCUUCCUGAGUUGAAUCUGCAUCCCAGGCCUCAGAAGACUAGCCAAAGUGUCAAACCAGGCACAUGGUGCUGACUCAGUUAUGUGAACCUGAGCCAGGUGACAGGGGGAAUGAUGUACUGAAUGGGUUGCUGUGUGCAGGAGCUUAGACUGGAUCCACUGCAGUGCAAUUUACUGAUUUAGCUAAUGAGUUGGAAAAGUUGGCUGCAGACUGUUAUCAAUGUUACUGUGUGGAAUAAUUGCUGUAAGUGUGGUUGAGAAAAAAAGUCUAUCUUCUUACUGUGUACUGCUGCACAAUCCAGCAGUUUGGAUUGUGGAAGUUAUUGCGCAUUUACAUCAUUUGUACAAGGCCCAUGUCAGGUUGGAGGUUUCCUUCACUGUGCUGACUGUGCAUUACAGUCUGCUGCUGCCAUUGGGAAUCCUUGAGCUCUGCUUUCAGAAUGCCAUGGUUCGAUAGUCUUUGCACCUACAUCUGUGGCAUGAACCCAGGAACCACAGUUUCUUUGUUAUGUUACAAAAGGAUGAGAGAGAAUUUGAACAAACAAGCCUGUGUUAGCACAGGAGUGUUUGGAUUGACUAGUAGCGGAAACGCCACUAUUAUAGUUUAUAAUCAGUGUUCUAGAAUGAGACUAUUGCACUUUUUUUAAAAAAAAUUCAUUCAUGGGAUAUGCAUGUCACUAGGCCAGCAUUUAUUAGGCAGCUAUAAGUGUGGUGCAAAUAAAACCAAUAUAAAUUUCUACAGGUUAUUUAUCGUGCACAAUGAUGCUGGUUCACUAAUGUAUCAAAUAUUGCUUACUUAGUGGAAUAAUCCGUCUCUUUCCAUUAGUUUUACACAAAAGGCAGAGGCUAGUUAGUAAACCUGUCUAACUUAUUUUUGAAAUUUAAGUGAUGCCUCAUGUCAAACAAAGGCUAUAACGUGAGCAUUCAGCUCUGGAAUUAAAACAACGCAAGUGUCUGUGUGGUUUUACUUUAGAUGUGUAUGAUGCAAAUGUUUACUAAACAGUCAGAAAACAAAAUAAAUGCAGUGAUAAAAGCAACUGUUGCUCACACUGAAGUGUUGGGUUUGAAGCUUUACAGUAGAAUGCUUUUGUUUGUAUUUUACAUCUUUACCCACUUGUGGAAUGUUUAUCAUAAAUAAGCAGGCGCCUUCAUGUUACAAAUAAAGCUAAUGUUUACAAUUAAA
Molecule: messenger RNA, 8820 nt
Organism: Chiloscyllium plagiosum (whitespotted bambooshark)
Lineage: Eukaryota; Metazoa; Chordata; Chondrichthyes; Orectolobiformes; Hemiscylliidae
Source: RefSeq, a predicted model, not a curated record